Guillardia theta CCMP2712 is the source of this 984-nucleotide messenger RNA. RefSeq lists its product as hypothetical. The record is from RefSeq and is a predicted model, not a curated record. The coding region runs from base 1 to 984 and encodes 327 amino acids. NCBI's taxonomy places the organism in Eukaryota, Cryptophyceae, Pyrenomonadales, Geminigeraceae. The transcript has a single exon.
AUGGCACCCAUCAGUGUUCUCCGAGACAAGAGAAGCGUUGCUGAGAUCACAAAGAAGUUUGCUAUACCUGAUGUGAGCAUCGAUUUCUGCAGUGACGACAACGAAGAUAGUUUGAAAGACGUCGAAUCCUCGCCAAAGCAAGGGAAAACCCCACCACGUGUACCAAAACUAGACUCAUUGGCCGAUGCUAUUCAGAGAUCACUGCUGGGAUACACAUCACCCAACACAUCACCGAGGAAGUGGGAGGAAUGGUACGAAUUCCACAACAAGUUCGAUGUUGUGUUUGAUGACCACGAGGCUACCUGCUCUCCCAAAGAGUCCAACCGACCCUCAGUUCACCAGAGAGAGCCAGCACAAGACCACCAGGAGAAUCAGCAUGUCAAGAAAGUCUUGCCUCCCACCAGACCUAGGGAGACGCUAGCCCGGUGCCUCUCGCCGCAGAGGCGGGUGCACACUGCUCCCACCGAGUGCAAGUCUGAGCGGCAGAAUGUGGAGGAAGAAAGGAGGGUCCAGCGGUCUGUAUGCAAGCUGGAAGGAAGAAUGGAGCUGAGAGAGCGGGCGGACUCCUUGCAAGGCCUCAGUGUGCUCUGUCGGCUAGAUUCGAAGGGGAAUUUCUCGAUUUUCUCAGCAAAGAAUCUGUCGGAUUGCAUUGGAUCGUUUCUAGUAAGAGACGUCAUUGUCAAAUCGAGAAGCGAGAAGGAACAUCUUCUCAUACUGGAGCCCUGCGACGAUAGAAAUAACAUGGACACGCCUGACAAGGAUGCGAUUCAUCUCUUCUUCAAGCAAGUCACUGAUCGGAACCUGUGGAUGGAGAGGUUGAUAGUUGCCGGUGCCAAGAAGGUCGAAAGCAUUCUACCGACCUUUCAACCCAGAACACUUCGAAGAAUGCAUUCUGCGGGAUGUCAAGCUGAAGCUUCCGACAAACCCUCCCCACCGCUGCGAAGAAAGUCGUAUAGUGCCAUAGAGAGCAGAAACCGAGUAUGA